GGAUGUCUCAGGAAGGCGAUUACGGGAGGUGGACGAUAUCCAGCAGUGAUGACAGUGGGGACGAGAAGCCCACGCUGGACAAGCCACUCGCCUCUUCCCCACCCCCCACCGGGCACGGCACAGCCAGUGAGCCCCGAUACCACUGCUCAGAGGCACGGCGCGCCGCCCACAGGCGGAAGGUGUCCCCCGUGAGAUUCAGCAGCACGGAGCCUCCUUCUGCAGCAACACCUCCCAAACGGCAGAAGAGCAGCUCCCAGGGAGACCUGGGCUGGUGUCUCUCCAGUAGCGAUGAUGAGCCACAGCCAGAGACACAGCAGAAGCCGGCUGGGAGUGCGGGCAUCAAAAAGGAGAGAAGCCCCUCACCUCCCCAAGGCCACGCAGCAGAAAGGACCGGCGACCACAGCCAUCCCGCCAGGCACAGGCUCAAAGAAGAGGAAGCCGAGGAGGAGACAUCAGGCACAGGCCAGGACAUCUGGGACAUGUUGGAGAAGGGGGACCCCUUCCGGUUUUACCUCACCAGAGUCUCAGGAGUUAAGCCCAAGUACAACUCCGGGGCCCUGCACAUCAAGGAUAUUCUGUCUCCCCUCUUUGGGACACUUGUCUCUUCGGCUCAGUUUAACUACUGCUUCGACGUGGACUGGCUGGUGAAGCAGUACCCUGCAGAGUUCAGGAAGAAGCCCCUCUUGCUUGUCCACGGCGAUAAACGGGAAGCUAAGGCUCACUUGCACGCUGAGGCAAAGCCCUAUGAGCACAUCACCCUCUGCCAGGUAGGCUUGGGGGCAGCAAUGGGCUCACACAGAACAAGGAUGAUGCUCCUGCUCUGUGAAGAAGGCCUCCGGGUGGUCAUCCACACCUCCAACCUAAUCCACGCGGACUGGCACCAGAAGACUCAAGGAAUAUGGCUGAGCCCCUUGUACCCACGGAUUGCCCACGGAGCUCAGGGAUCCGGAGAAUCGGCAACACAUUUUAAAGCCGACCUCAUCAGUUACUUGAGGGCUUACAAUGCCCCUCCUCUCCAGGAGUGGAUCAGCACCAUCCAGGAACACAACCUUUCUGAAACCAAUGUUUACCUCAUUGGAUCAACCCCAGGACGCUUUCAAGGAAAUCUAAAGGACAACUGGGGACACUUUAGACUCAGGAAGCUGCUGAGAGAUAACGCCUCGCCCCUUCCUGAAGCCGAGCGUUGGCCCAUUGUCGGCCAGUUUUCCAGCAUCGGCUCCUUGGGGGCGGAUGAAACCAAAUGGCUCUCUUCUGAGUUUAAAGAGAGCCUGAUGACGCUAGGCAAGCCGGGCAGGAUCCCAGGGAAAAGUGCCGUUCCUCUUCAUCUGAUCUACCCUUCCGUGGAAAAUGUGCGGACAAGCCUAGAAGGAUACCCUGCGGGGGGCUCUCUGCCCUACAGCAUCCAGACGGCGGAGAAGCAGAACUGGCUGCAUGCCUAUUUUCAGAGACAGUGGGCGCUGCUGUCCUUUCUGACCGAUGUCAUGUGUCCUUGUCUCCGCAGUGCCAACCUGUCUAAGGCGGCCUGGGGCGCGCUGGAAAAGAACGGCUCCCAGCUGAUGAUCCGCUCCUACGAGCUCGGGGUCCUCUUCCUCCCAUCCGCAUUUGGCCUGGACAGCUUCCCGGUGAAGGAGAAGUUCUUCUCAGACAGCCAGGAGCCACCAGGGCCCUUCCCCGUGCCGUACGACCUGCCUCCAGAACUUUACAGCAAUAAAGAUCGGCCGUGGAUUUGGAACAUCCCUUACGUCAAAGCCCCAGACACCCACGGGAACAUGUGGGUUCCCUCCUGAGAGCCUCGUAAGCGCCGAGGAGCCACAUGCACGAUGGGAUGCGCAGCCCCGGACGUUCACCGCCCUGGACAGCUCCCCUCAGACGUCCUUGGCAAAGGCCGCCCUCACGGCGUGGAGAUGGGUCGGUAGCAUUCUCACUGGAAGAAUAGGAUAUGAUAUUUUCUUAACUCCCUUUUGUAUGCUUCAGAGUAAAAGGAAUUAAA
Messenger RNA from Echinops telfairi (small Madagascar hedgehog), 1990 nucleotides. RefSeq names its product tyrosyl-DNA phosphodiesterase 1 (gene TDP1). Gene Ontology annotation, molecular function: single-stranded DNA binding; 3'-tyrosyl-DNA phosphodiesterase activity; double-stranded DNA binding. Gene Ontology annotation, cellular component: nucleus. Gene Ontology annotation, biological process: double-strand break repair; single strand break repair. The transcript is spliced from 14 exons. The record is from RefSeq and is a predicted model, not a curated record. The coding region runs from base 3 to 1787 and encodes 594 amino acids. NCBI's taxonomy places the organism in Eukaryota, Metazoa, Chordata, Mammalia, Afrosoricida, Tenrecidae.